AUGGCCAGGCUCCUAAGCGAUGAAGUGUACUACAAUGAUAUGCUUGAGCUAGCCUAUAGACUCGCUACKAUGGCUUGCGCAAACAUGAUGCCAAAGCCAUCACCGGACACAUUAAUCGAUCUCUUUAAGGGUCAAGGAUCAGCAACUAUACCUGACAAAGAUUGGAAUGAGUAUAUGAGCAAACUGGGCAUCACUUCUUCACAACUUCCAACUUUUGAGCAAUUUGCCAACCUUGCAUCUGGAGUGACCAAACAGCCAGAGGAGAUCAAGGAUCGUGAUUACAAGCUCUCCAAUAUCAAGAAGCGUCUUAUCGAGAGAAGAGAUGAGUUUGUCAAGUCUCUUAAAGUUAUUCCAACMAAGGACGGCAAAGGGGCAUACUUUGACUUGGGUGAGGUUGUACACAGACUUGCACUUAGAGAGUACGGCACCAGCUCCACGAGUAGCAAUACAAGCAACACAAGCACAACUGAUCCACCCCCAACUACCUCAUCGACGCUGCCGCCACCAGCCAUCCCA
Messenger RNA from Acytostelium subglobosum LB1, 516 nucleotides. RefSeq lists its product as hypothetical. NCBI's taxonomy places the organism in Eukaryota, Evosea, Eumycetozoa, Acytosteliales, Acytosteliaceae. The annotation marks the transcript as partial. The record is from RefSeq and is a predicted model, not a curated record. The transcript is spliced from 2 exons.